CUAGGGAAGACUGUAAAUGCAGCUUGUGGAAAUAAGAGACGAAUCCAGACAUUGAGAUAUUUGCUUGAGGGGAAGACUCACUUUCCAGGACCGUUCAGAAGGCUUCUCCAGAUAUUAAGUGAUUUUCUAUGAAGAAUUUGAAAUGGCAACAGGGAGCAAUAAUACUCAUAUACUAAAUAAUUGCGAUUCAGUUGACCAGCCACUUUUAGAACAAAUGACAGAACAGUCACGGGAUACUUCCUGCUUGAAUGCUGCAGAGUGGCCACUGCGGCGUUAUGGCCGAUUUAUGCCUGGAGCUUUGGGCACUGCUUCAGGAUCUUGGAAAGUUUUGGACUCAAAUGAAGAAUCUGGCUUUCUUAUUCUCAGUAUAGUUAUUUCAGGGCAUUUCUUCAUUUCCAGAGGAAAAGAAGUACUGGAAGGAUUUUCAUUAAUUGGUGCUUCUCAGUGGUUAAAAGUAGUACAAAAAGCAGAUUGCAUGUUAGUUGGUUCAAAAUUAAAGAGCAAACAUCGUAUGUUUCGUAUACAAUUUACUGGAGACUCCAAAACCGAGGCAGAAGAGCAUUGCCAUAACUGCAUGCAGAAACUAGCUGAGUAUAUUCCAAUUCAAGUGACAGAUGCAAUAAGGCAGGAACUACAGGACAGCCACUCUCUGCUUCUCACUGAUGAAAGUCAACUGAAAGAUACCGAACAAAAUGUCCCAUUACAAGAUAUUGUUGUAAAUGUAUCUCCAACACAUGGAACAACGUCUGUAGCUGAGCUGGCCCAGUGUGUGCUGAUACCAGAUAAUCAACUUCCUCUUGCAUAUCAAAAAUCCACAUGGAGUACUGAAGAUUUAAGCAGCUUUAUUCGCUUGUGCCUGUUGGAUCAACACUUCCCAGCAUUUGUGGAGGAUGUAGAGAAAGAGCUAAAAAAAAUUAUAGAUGGCUAG
This is a messenger RNA of Pseudonaja textilis, 928 nucleotides long. It is a transcript of the gene REC114, whose product is annotated as REC114 meiotic recombination protein. The record is from RefSeq and is a predicted model, not a curated record. NCBI's taxonomy places the organism in Eukaryota, Metazoa, Chordata, Lepidosauria, Squamata, Elapidae.